This is a messenger RNA of Talaromyces rugulosus, 216 nucleotides long. RefSeq lists its product as uncharacterized. Bases 1 to 216 code for a protein of 71 amino acids. The transcript has a single exon. Lineage: Eukaryota; Fungi; Ascomycota; Eurotiomycetes; Eurotiales; Trichocomaceae. The record is from RefSeq and is a predicted model, not a curated record.
AUGGAUGAAUGCUCGUCCAGCAUUGGCCACAGAUCGUCUAGCCUCUUGAUAGGUGAACAGCGUCGCCGGUCAUACGUGCCAGACGAGCACGCUGGCGUCAACGUGUCGUGGUCGAUCCGCAAACUGCUCAGUCGUCGUCCGAGCGAGAAAUAUCGCACGCUGGAGCGCCGUGAACCGCGCCGGUUGAGGAAGAAGUCACUGUCGGAGAGGACAUAA